Messenger RNA from Stylonychia lemnae, 2352 nucleotides. NCBI's taxonomy places the organism in Eukaryota, Ciliophora, Spirotrichea, Sporadotrichida, Oxytrichidae. The record is from the annotation of a GenBank genome assembly.
AUGCAAGAUUCUCUACUUCACUUGCUUGGAUCGGGUCAUAAAAAUGAUAGUCACAAAAAGUAGUUCACACCCAUUGUCUCAGUCAACUUGGUCAAACCUGAAAAAAUUAGUAGCUAGAGAAAUGGACUUAGUGAGUACCUUGAAUAAUCUUUUGAGAUUAAUUUUAACGUUGCGUAAUAUGACUCUAAUCAUAAUCAUACUGAUGAUAGAUCCUUUAACCUUGAUUAGUUCAACUCAAACUCUAAUUUCAAGACUCCUAUUUAAAAAUAAAACUUCAACAAAUAUCUUAAUUGCAAUCCACCUAAAAGUCUUUCUUAGUUGAUGGAGGCAAAAGAUCAAAGCAAGAAAAAAAAUUCAACAAAUGAACUCAAGCUAGGUAGAGCUAAUAACACAACUAGCAUUUAUGAGGAUUUACUCCUUAGUGCAUCAAAUCAUCUCUAGAAGUAAAAAGAUAAGUCACCCUAUUUUAACAAAGACUAGACUGUUCUCUUAGACUCAUUUUACUAGAAUCAAAUGAUGAUAAGAAGAGCCUCAGCUAAUACAUAGAAGAAACUUUUAACAAAAGGAAAGAAAUCAGAAUUCGUUAUGAGCGACAGAACUAAUAAUUAAAAUGAUUGGACCUCUAAGAGCUCCAUCUAUUAAGAAGUUAUCAUAGAAAAGUCAUCAAAAUCUAUAAUGGACACAACCACAACUCAGCACACGAAAUAGAAUAGUGAGCGAAUGACUAUAGAGGGCUAGAACUCUAAAAAAUCAAGAGAGGAACAAAGGAAAAAAUCAGUAGGAUUGUCUUGCGAUAAUAAACUUCACUUUUACAAUCAUACUGAAAUCAUGAAGCAAACUAGCUAAAAGGUAUCUGAGAGCAGAAGGUAAUUGGAUGAUGAGUUUAAUCUACUCCUAAAAAAGCUAGAUAAAAAGGGACUCCUUCCAAUCUAAAGACAAAACUAUACCAAAUCAGAGUUAUUCAAGCUAUUUAAAUAGCUAGAUUCUGAGAUUCAGGCUUCAGAAUAAAACUGCAAAAAUAACAAAUAAAAGUAUCAAUUUGCGCUCAAGGAUAAGACAGACCUAGAUAAAGAAAAUCAAAUGCUGAAAAAGAAAAUCGAUCAGUAGAAUUAAAUUAUUCACAAAUUUGCAAGUCAAAACUAUGUAAAAACAUUAGAGGAUGAGUUAAAAUUCAGUAAUCAAAUAUUGAAGCAAAUCAGGAUAACUAUUGGAUUUCUACUUAGUUUUUACAAAGAAAUCUAAGAUGCCUUUGAAUCUCCCUUUGAAAAUGAACUUCAAGCAAAAAAAUAAGAGCCAGCAUCAAAUAGGAACUUUGAACCCCCUCACCACCACCAUUAAUAAUCUUUACAUUAGAAAAUUAAAUAAGAUGAGCCAAAAACUAUCCCGAGAUCUAAAUCAGCUGCUCAGUACAAAGAAUAAAAUUCUUAUGCAAAGAAUUACCUUAAUAAAACUUAAAGACCAUAAUAAAAUGAACCUUAAAGGGAAAGAUAAAAGUCACCUAAAAUAUAUCAUCAAUAAACUCUCAAAUCUGAAAAUGCUCUUAAAAAGGAAAUUGACAUGCAGAAAAUUCUAAUUAAAAAACUAAAGAAAGAUCAAAUGGAAAAAGACUUUUACAUCCUCUAGUUAAAAAAGACUUUAGAGUCAGAUAGUGAGAAGUAGUAGAUUGUGAAUCAGUUAAUAGAGUUUGAAAGAUAAAAAGAAAUGCUUAGACAGGACAGAUAAUAAUUAAAUCAUGAGCAAGAAAAUUAGAAAAAUUCAGUCUCCAAGAAGUAGGAGGAACUGGAUGAUAAGACUAAGAUGAGUGGUCUCAAAUAUACUGACUCAUAAAUGAGAUAAUUAUUGUGCGUCUUUAACUUUAAGGAGCAAGUCAGCAGGCUAUAAACAGGCAUGAGAAUAGAAUUUGAAGAAUCAGGGCGAAUUAUUGAAAGCUUUAUGAUGGUCAUUGAGUCUAUUAAAUAGAUCUUACCAGACGAUCCUACCAUCGAAAGUCACUACUAAUAAUUAAGAGAAUUGAUUUUUACUAGGGAAAAGAGAUUCAAGAUCUAUGAGAAGUGGAAGCAGGUAUAGACUCUCCCAUCUGAAAUAUCUAGAUUUGAGAUACAUAACUUCAACACAACUUCUAAGAGCAUCUUUGAUAAUAUGGAUGACUAGACUAUUUUUGAAGAAGUCUCUAACAUCUCAAGCUCUCAUAAUCUAAUGAACAUGCAAUCCAAGAUGAGCAAUUCACACAGUAUAAAUGAAUUUAUGGUCAGUGAGGCUUCUAGAAAGGGUAGGAAAAACUCUAGUAAAUCACGAAAGAGAUCUAGAUAAAUGACAAACAACACUAAUUUAGAUCUUAAUCUUCUUGUCUGA